CACAGGGCGACACCACCAAUCCUGCCGGUCGGGCAGGAGGAAAUCUGGAAUCUACUGUUCGAGCCGUCCUUCGCCUCCCGAUAUACGUUCCCAUCCCAGCACCAGCUGGACUAUGUGCAGUCUCUCAUUACACCCAUCAGCAGCGAACACGGCCUCCGGUAUUACGAGCGCGACACCGUGGAGAAUGCGGUGCAAAAGCUGGUUGAUGCGGUAUACGAGAACCCGGUGCUUCGAGCCAGCAUUGGCCUGCGUGGAACCGUGACGUUUGAGAGUCACACAAAUCUCGGCACCGUCGAUGGCAGUCUCUCCGUACCUCCGGAACCCGCGCCCAUCUCCGGGAGUAGUGCAGGGGAAGCUGCGCUCGCACCGCCUGCAGCGGUCCGCAAACGCCGCCGUGUUGCGAAAGGAAAGGGCAAGGGCAAUCGGGCGGAC
Molecule: messenger RNA, 432 nt
Organism: Parathielavia appendiculata
Lineage: Eukaryota; Fungi; Ascomycota; Sordariomycetes; Sordariales; Chaetomiaceae
Exons: 2
Source: RefSeq, a predicted model, not a curated record